ACUCAACCUGGAGGAGCAGAGCCAGCAGCAGGAGCGGCUGAUGCUGUCCAUCCUGCCCAAGCACGUGGCGGACGAGAUGCUGAAGGACAUGAAGAAGGACCCGAGCCAGAAGGAGCUGCAGCAGUUCAACACCAUGUACAUGUACCGACACGAGAACGUCAGCAUCCUCUUCGCCGACAUCGUGGGCUUCACGCAGCUCUCGUCGUCCUGCAGCGCCCAGGAGCUCGUCAAGCUCCUCAACGAGCUCUUCGCCCGCUUCGACAAGCUGGCCGCCAGGCACCACCAGCUGCGGAUCAAGAUCCUGGGGGAUUGCUACUACUGCAUCUGCGGCCUGCCCGAGUUCCGCGAGGACCACGCGGCGUGCUCCAUCCGCAUGGGGCUCGCCAUGGUCGACGCCAUCGCCUCGGUGCGGGAGCGCACGCACACGGCCGUGGACAUGCGCGUGGGCGUGCACAGCGGCGCGGUGCUCGGCGGCGUGCUGGGCCAGAAGCGCUGGCAGUACGACGUCUGGUCCACCGACGUCACCGUGGCCAACAAGAUGGAGGCGGGCGGCAUCCCCGGGCGCGUGCACAUCUCGCAGAGCACCGUGGACUGCCUCAAGGGAGAGUUCGAGGUGGAGCCGGGCGAGGGCGGCUCCCGCUGCGACUACCUGAGGGACAAGGGCAUCGUCACCUACCUGGUGGUGGUCCCCAAGCAGGGGCUGCGGCACGGCGUCAACGGCGUGAAGCUGUCCCUGACCUCGUCCCAGGGCGUGUCCCCCCCUCCUGUCACCACCAACGGUGGCCUCAGCCCGGAGCCGCCUGAGGACGCCGAGCGCGGCCGCAGCAGCUCCGUGGAGCUCGACGACGACGACGACACCGAGGUCCCCAACCCGUCGUUCCCGAACCCGCGUCGCCGGCUGCGUCUGCGGGACCUGGCGGAGCGCGCGGCGGGGGCGGCGCAGAACGAGCAGGAGCUGAACCGGCUGCUCAACGAGGCCCUGCUGGAGCGCGAGAGCAUCCGGGCGCUGAAGGGUCGGAGCACGUUCCGGCUGUCGCUGCGCUUCAGGGACCCGGCCAUGGAGACGCGCUUCUCGCUGGAGAAGGAGAAGCAGAGCGGCGCCGCCUUCAGCUGCUCCUGCGUGGUGCUCGUCUUCUCCACCCUCGUGGAGGCCACCGUGGACCCCGGGUUGGUGACCAACUACGUGACGUUCGUGGUGGGCGAGGCGCUGCUGGCGGCGCUGACGCUCUGCUCCUCGGCCGCCGUCUUCCCCAAGGGUUUCCCCAAGAAGCUGGUGGCCUUCUCCACCUGGAUCGACCGCACGCGCUGGGCGCGCAACUCCUGGGCGGCGGCGGCCGUGGCCGUCGUCACCGCGGCCGACGUCGUGGACAUGCUGGCCUGCCACCGCCACCGCUGGCUGGUGACCAACGCCACCUCGGGGACACCCCGCUGGUGAUGGCGGGGCGGCGGCGGCUGCGCCGAGCACCCCAAGUACUUCAGCUACAUCGCCCUGCUGGCCCUGGUGGCCACCGUGAUGCUGGUGCAGGUCUGUUGCUAUCUUGUUGUUAUAUUCUUAAAGAGUCCACACCUUCUCUAGAUGUUCCUCGUGGCUGCGUGUUCCUCAGCACGUCGGGGUCACCACUUGUC
Melospiza melodia melodia is the source of this 1626-nucleotide messenger RNA. Its product is annotated as adenylate cyclase type 3-like. Gene Ontology annotation, cellular component: plasma membrane. Gene Ontology annotation, biological process: intracellular signal transduction; cAMP biosynthetic process; adenylate cyclase-activating G protein-coupled receptor signaling pathway. The record is from RefSeq and is a predicted model, not a curated record. NCBI's taxonomy places the organism in Eukaryota, Metazoa, Chordata, Aves, Passeriformes, Passerellidae. Gene Ontology annotation, molecular function: adenylate cyclase activity.